AUGGCAACUAAAGACAAAACUGAAGCAUUUCGUCAAUUUUUACGCCAGCAUAACAUUGGAGAGCCAUCUCCUGCAAUUCCAGAAGAUGUUGGAAAGCAUCUUCAAGGUGUUCCUUUCGAAGAAGAUCUCGUUAAAGUACCAGAUAUUGAGCAAUUUCCAUUACCAACAAUUGAAAAACAUCCAAAGUUGAGUCAGGAUGAAAUGAAAAAGAUGCUUACUCAAGCACAAAUCGAAAGUGUUCUAUUUUCACAAAACGAGGAAGAGGAAGUUAACGAAUCAAGUACUCUUGCAACAAUUGAUACCCCUAAUCAAUAUUCGUCUGCUGGACAUUUUAUUUCAGUCAAAAGAGCUUUAAGUACCUCAUAUGCAAUGAAAUCAGAACAGAUGGGCCUUCCAACACCAGUUGUUUGCUGCAAAGAAUUAUCAUGCACAAAUGCUGCUGUUCCUACAUUUGAUUACUGCAUUAAUCACUUAUCUAAAGAUCCAAGAUUCAAAUCACAGAAAUUUGUUAAAAAAUGCGCAAAACCAGGUUGCUCACGCUUAGCUUACGAGGAUAAGGAAUUCUGCUUUAAUCAUUUGACACAUUAA
This is a messenger RNA of Trichomonas vaginalis G3, 588 nucleotides long. Its product is annotated as putative DNA-binding domain family. The transcript has a single exon. Lineage: Eukaryota; Parabasalia; Trichomonadida; Trichomonadidae. The coding region runs from base 1 to 588 and encodes 195 amino acids. The record is from RefSeq and is a predicted model, not a curated record.